Molecule: messenger RNA, 445 nt
Organism: Saccoglossus kowalevskii
Lineage: Eukaryota; Metazoa; Hemichordata; Enteropneusta; Harrimaniidae
Product: E3 ubiquitin-protein ligase RNF13-like
Biological process (GO): ubiquitin-dependent protein catabolic process
Cellular component (GO): nucleus
Molecular function (GO): ubiquitin protein ligase activity
Source: RefSeq, a predicted model, not a curated record
GCAUCUUAUCUUGGCAGCAUAUCACUGUAAGUGCGUUGACCCCUGGUUAACUGGUAACAAGCGUACAUGUCCAGUAUGUAAGCGUAAAGUAAUUCCCGGAGAAGAUGGUGAUUCAUCAGAUGAAUCUGAUGAUGAUGAUGAUGAUAUUAACCCAAAUGAGAACACACCAUUACUGGUUGCUACAAUAUCUAAUAUGCCAGGAACAAGAUCUGGUGCUUUGGGAACUACAUCUGUAGCUUCACAGGUACACAUGUCUGCAUCGUCGUCAUACUCUACAUCUGGACCUGAUGAUAGUGAUGAUUCUUAUCUGAGUACUGAUAGUGAAGACCAAGCUAAUCCUAGAGCAAUAAUACUGGGAUCCUCACCUACCUCAUCAAGCUCUAACACUUCAACGCAAAGUUCUAGAGAACAAUCUGAAAGUACACGGCUUGAUUUAGUUGUGUAA